Molecule: messenger RNA, 12672 nt
Organism: Sphaerodactylus townsendi
Lineage: Eukaryota; Metazoa; Chordata; Lepidosauria; Squamata; Sphaerodactylidae
Gene: IGF1R
Product: insulin like growth factor 1 receptor
Exons: 13
Coding region: 1430-3946 (838 amino acids)
Biological process (GO): protein phosphorylation; positive regulation of kinase activity; positive regulation of MAPK cascade
Cellular component (GO): insulin receptor complex; axon
Molecular function (GO): ATP binding; insulin receptor activity; insulin receptor substrate binding
Source: RefSeq, a predicted model, not a curated record
AAGGAAGGAAAGCGCCGGCGGAGCUGCUGCUGCUGCUGGGCCCGGCCGCUCCAGGAUCGCCCGCUUGCAUCUGCAGGGGGGGAGGCUGCUGCAAGCCCCGCUUUUGACCUUCAGCCGCCGGAGCGCCCCCUCUCUUCCCCCCCCCCCCCCUUCCAGCUUUGCAACCCCUGAAACCGAUCGACGGCGCCGCCGCGGUUGCAAAAGCGCAGCUUCCACUCGCCGAGCAGGCGCGCGAGCCGGGAGGCGAUCCGUUUCCUUUCUCUCUCCCGUCCUCCCCCCGGCCCGGAAGGAUUUAUAUAUAUAUUUUGCAAACAGGAUCGUGGCCUCGACUGGAUCCCUUCCUCCUCCGGCCUCUGCUGGGUGCAACGGCGGCGAGGAAGCGUCGGUGGAAGCAGCAGCCACCCGAGCGGCGCUUUGGAGAGGCGGCGGGGGAACCUCUCCUUUGUCCGCCUGCCCCCCCUUCGGCGGAAGGGGCCUGGGAAAAGGGGGAGGGGGCGGCUCGCCCGGCCCCCCAUUCAUUUUUGCAUUCCGCGUUUUGCGGCUCGCCAAGGGGCGAAGGAAGGGGGCGGCGAGCGGAAAGCGCCCUGGGGUUCCUUUGCGCACGCCGCGCGCACCGAAACUCGCCUUUCUCCCACCCCCGGGAACCCGACGCCCCCUCCGCGAUUGCAACUGACCGGGGGGCGGCUCGGAGAGCUUUUCUUGCAUUGAUUUUUUUGCAUUGAAAAAAAAAAUUAUUUUUCUCCUCUCCCCCGGGGUGAUUUCCCCUCCCUUUUCCCCGGGUCUUGUAACCCGGCGGAGAGCUGCGAAUCGAUUCCACGCGUCUCGGCCGCCGUGUAUUUGUUUGGGAGGGGGGGAGGAGGAGGAAGAGGAAAGGGGGGGCGAGGCGACGAGAAAAGAUGGAGGUUGAAGAUGCGGACUGUUUGCUCCACCGUCCUUCGUGCUGGGAGACCCGCCGGCGACGCUGAAGAACGACCUUUUUCCUGCCUUUGUAGCCCUCCUUAGGGGAGGGGGCUGACCCCAAAAAAGAGAGGGGGGGAGAAGAGAGAGAAGGGGCCCCCUGCUAUUUUGCAAGCACCAAAACAAGGCUCGGGCACCCCCUCCCCCUUGGGUGCAUCCAGAAAGGGAAAUUGGCAAAACAACACGCCGCUUCUGGAGAGCUUAUUUUUCCUUUUUUUUUUUGGGAGGGGGAGGGGGCCUCCCUCGUUUCCCCUCCCCUGAAUUGUUGUGGCUUUUUUCUUUUUGUUUCCCUCUUCUCCCCUUGGGGAGCGGGGGGGGGGAGAAGCUUGGAGGACUUUCCCCCCCGGAUUUAUUUAUUUAUAUAUAUAUAUUUGUUGUGGCUGUGUUUGCUGAAAUAUACAUAAGACACACACACACACACACACACACACAAAAGGCAAUUUGGGGCCGGAUUUCACCAAAAGGAAGAGGAAUGAAGGCUGGCGUCCCCGGAGGGUCCUUAUUUGGAGGACUUUUGAUUGUUUUAGCCGCGACCUGCUUAUGGCCAGCAAAUGCGAAGAUUUGUGGGCCAAACAUGGAUAUUCGGAACAGCAUGCAGGAACUGAGGCAGUUGGAAGAUUGCACGGUCAUCGAAGGGUUUCUCCGGAUUCUGUUGAUCUCCCAGGUGGAGGAUUUCAGCUCCUACCGCUUCCCAAAGCUCACUGUGAUCACAGAUUACUUGCUGCUGUUCCGUGUCGCUGGCCUAGAGACCCUCAGCGACCUCUUCCCCAACCUCACAGUCAUCCGCGGCAAGAACCUUUUUUACAAUUACGCGCUGGUCAUCUUUGAGAUGACCAACCUCAAAGACAUCGGGCUGUACAACUUGAGGAACAUCACGCGGGGAGCCAUCCGGAUUGAGAAGAACAGUGACCUGUGUUACCUCUCCACCGUGGACUGGUCUCUCAUCCUGGACUCGGCGUCCAACAAUUACAUCGUUCGGAAUAAAUUGCCGAAGGAAUGUGGGGAUCUCUGUCCGGGCACGGCGGAGGGCAACUCGCGGUGUAAGACCACCUACAUUAACGAUGAACACAAUCCCCGGUGCUGGACUUCCAACCACUGCCAGAAAAUAUGUCCUAGCUCUUGCGGCAAGCACGCGUGCACAGACCAGAAUGAAUGUUGCCACCCGGAAUGUUUGGGAAGCUGCACGGCGCCGAACAACAACUCCGCCUGUGUGGCUUGCCGCAACUACUACCACGACGGGGUCUGCGUCCCCACCUGCCCCCCGAACACCUACAAGUUUGAGGGCUGGCGUUGCAUCACCAGGGAGGCCUGCAAAGAACUGUCUACGGCUGCUCCGGAAGACGAGAAGUUUGUGAUUCAUGACAAUGAGUGCGUGCCAGAGUGCCCUCCCGGGUUCAUGCUGAAUGACUCCCAAAGCAUGUUCUGUAGCCCGUGCGAAGGACCAUGUCCCAAAGAAUGCUCUGGAGACAAGACUCUGACCAUCGACUCGGUCAAUUCAGCGCAAAUGCUUCAGGGAUGCACCGUGAUCAACGGUAACCUGCUGAUCAACAUCCGCCGUGGAAGGUGUCUGGCAGUAUUCACUGCCUCAGGGGGAUUCCCUGGUCUUACUUUGGGGACUCUCAUUCACCCUCAAAGCCCUGACCACGCCAUAAUGGCAGACAGGGUCCGGACUUUCAUCCCUCCACCUGAGACCUUCCACAGGUUGUCAGAGGAGGGGACUCAGGCAGCGACCUGGCAGGGGGCAAAAGCCUCCCAGAAAAAGCAGGACGACGCCCAGGAGGACGUUCUCCACUGCGCUCUGGAGGAAAACUCCUCAGCUAGGAAUGUGUUGAUUCAGCCCAAUAUACCCAUCAAGAACAGCGACAGGCUGGGAAAUGGAGUGUUGUAUGCGUCUGUGAAUCCGGAAUAUUUCAGUGCUUCAGACGUUUACGUACCAGAUGAGUGGGAAGUGCCCCGGGAAAAGAUCACCAUGUGCCGAGAACUGGGGCAGGGCUCCUUUGGGAUGGUGUAUGAGGGAAUCGCGAAGGGUGUGGUGAAAGAUGAACUGGAAACCAGGGUGGCCAUCAAGACCGUCAAUGAGUCGGCGAGCAUGCGCGAACGGAUCGAAUUUUUGAACGAGGCCUCUGUGAUGAAGGAGUUCAAUUGUCAUCAUGUGGUGCGGCUUCUCGGCGUUGUCUCCCAAGGACAGCCCACGCUUGUCAUUAUGGAACUCAUGACGCGGGGAGAUCUGAAGAGUUAUCUGCGGUCUCUCCGGCCAGACACGGAGAACAAUCCAGCGCAGACUCUUCCGGCGCUGAAGAAGAUGAUCCAGAUGGCGGGCGAGAUUGCAGACGGCAUGGCCUAUCUGAACGCCAACAAGUUCGUCCACAGAGACCUCGCCGCAAGGAACUGCAUGGUUGCAGAAGACUUUACUGUGAAAAUUGGAGGUAUGCUGAGAGAUUGCUAUGAAACCGAUUACUAUCGGAAAGGAGGGAAAGGCCUGCUGCCUGUCCGCUGGAUGUCCCCAGAAUCGCUGAAGGACGGCGUGUUCACGACGCAUUCUGACGUUUGGUCUUUUGGCGUCGUCCUGUGGGAAAUAGCCACGCUAGCAGAGCAGCCGUACCAAGGCAUGUCCAACGAGCAAGUCCUUCGCUUUGUAAUGGAGGGCGGACUUCUGGAGAAACCAGACAAUUGCCCUGAUAUGCUUUUUGAGCUGAUGCGUAUGUGCUGGCAAUAUAAUCCCAAGAUGAGACCCUCCUUCUUGGAAAUCAUCGGGAGCAUCAAGGAUGAGCUCGAUCCCGCCUUCAAGGAAGUCUCCUUCUUCUACAGUGAUGAGAACAAGCCGCCGGAUACCGAAGAGCUGGACCUGGAGACGGAGAAUAUGGAGAGCAUUCCUUUAGACCCCUCCUCCACCCUCCAACCUUCUGACAAACACUCAGGACACAAAGCAGAGAAUGGCCCGGGUGUGGUGGUCCUUCUGGGCCGAAAGCAGAGGAAGAGACAGCGAUAAGCAGCUAUAUAGGCAGCGGGGAAUGACGCCAAAGAGCGAAGCGAGCGUUGCCUUUGCCCCAGUCUUCGGCCUGCUGACCUUUAGAACCAGGUUUUUGCAAACAUGUGACGUGCGCGUGUGUCGGGGGAAAAGGGUGGGGGAACAGAAAGCAAGCAAGAAAAAAAUAACAAUAUAUUCAAAAGCCUACUGUACCUCAGUGGAUCUUCAGAACCGUCAUAGCUGCACACAGGAGACUCCUCUCUUCGUUUAGAAGUUGAAAUAACUUUUUUUUUCAAUAUGCAAGCAGAAGAUUGUUUCAGCGAAAGAAACUUGUCUGUGGGGUGCACGGUCAGCCUUUGAAACUCUUAACGUUUAACACUUAAUAGCAACAGAAAACUUGAGAGUCUGACGCGUAUCUCCCCCUUUUCCCCCUCUUCUUUCUCUCUGCUUCAUAAUGGGAAACAUAUCUGCGUGAAGUUUCAACUGUACGGCACUUUUUUUAUCACAUCAAAGAAAAUUGCAGGCCAGCCGGUUCUCCGUUACCCCUUGUGAGUACCUGCUUCACACUGUAGGUUGUUAAAACAAAAAGAGGAUUCAAAGGAAAAAAAAGGACUGGAUUUUAUUAUUCCUUAAUAUUUUGAGGCUCAUGUAAAAUAAUAAAGAAGGGCCGUUGUUUGUCCGAGGUUAUUAACAGUUUUCAGCGCUGCCAAAUUUUGCCAAAAAAAAGUGAAACUUUUUCUUUUAGGAUUUUUUUCCCCAUAGGCCUAGAAGGAGCAAAAGUAAUCACAGGUUCUAGUUAAAUGAAAAAUUGACCAAUACACUCAAUUCAAUCAUACACUGGCACUCUUUUGGGGUGGGGGGAAGUUCAAAUUGUCGCAAUCCUUUUUUUUUUUCAGCUGGACAAAACCUGUUAAUUUUUUUUCUUUGACGCAAUUGAGAACGUAAGGGGUUGUUUAGGUUUAAAUGAAUUUCCCCCCCCCCCCCCCCGAUGGAAUUCUGAAUAAAACUGGCAUCAGAGGUUGGGAGGGGGGAAGAUAUCUCUUGUGCCGAAAAUUCAGCAGCACUCGAAAAAGGAAAUAAAGGCAGACAAAACCAGAAGGGAUUUUCCUGCUGUCAUUGGUAGGCUUGGGGGAAAGAGAACGAACGACUGAGAAAAACAGAAACGUUGGAGGAGAACCACCCAAUUAAAUGGAUUCAAGCAUCUAACACUUUGUCAACUUUUUUUCCUCUGUUAUUAAGACUUCAAAAGGGUCUUGCAGUUGUAUGUUAGACCAUGGAUCAUUUGCAUACACAUUCGUCUUUUUGUGUCACUUUUAUAACUUUUUUACAGUUCAGAUACUCAUCUAUAUGUCUGUACAGAAAAAAAGCUGCUAUUUUUUUGUUUAUCUUUGUGGAUUUAAUCUAUGAAAAAAAAUCUUCAGGUCUACCCUUUUCCCCCUCCCUUGACACCCUCUAUCCCCCCGACCCCAGGUUCCCGGAAGAUUUCUUAUGCUUUGUACUUCAAUGUGUAAUGUUUAUUUUAUUAUUUUUUUGCCUGUCCUCACUUUCCCAAGACGGGUUACCUGAAACAUGAAUUGUCAUGAACUGUUUCAUGCCUUCUAUAAAUAAUUUCUGCUUUUCUUUCUUUCUUUCUUUCUUUCUUUCUUUCUUUCUUUCUUUCUUUCUUUCUUUCUUUCUUUCUUUCUUUCUUUCUUUCUUUCUUUCUUUCUUUCUUUCUUUCUUUCUUUCUUUCUUUCUUUCUUUCUUUCUUUCUCUCUCUCUCUCUCUCUCUCUCUGUCUCUCUCUGUCUCUCUCUCUGUCUCUCUCUCUGUCUCUCUCUCUCUCUGUCUGUCUUUCUGCUAGUUGUUUGAACAGGCUGUUUAGGGUUAAAACACUCUUUAAGUGGAGGGGUCGGGGUUAGACCCUCCUGGGUUGUAGGCUGGGGCUCUCUCCUCCCUUCGAUCAACUGUGUUCUCGUUUUCCUUGCUACCCUUUGCCCAUACAACACCCGAGUCUGUUACAAUGUAAGGUAUGAUUCAAACUCAGGUUUGGGGCGGGGCGGGGGGUUAAUUCUUUGUAGUAUUCAGUGUUCAUAUUCAUUGAUGUAUAGCUCGUCUCAGCUCCUGCUUUGUUUUUAGGUUACAUUUCAAACAACCGCACACAGAAACCUACAUGCGUGUGUAUCUUAAUUGUGAGGUGUAACAGCUUUUGAGCCGCGGAUACCAGGCUUUGGGAGGUCAUCGUCGUCAUUAUUAUUACUAUUUUUUAAAAAAAGUAACAAUGAAAUUUGCAAUGCUUCCAUCCCAUCAACAACGUGUAAUUCUCAGCAAACAGUAACGUGUUCGGGAACUGUAUGUUAUCGGCUGUGGCCAGUAUUGUCAACCAAACUGCUUUGGGGAUUGGCUAGGAGGAGGUUGGCUUUUUCAAAAAUGGCGGCUGGUUAAAAAUGGAGGCCAGCUGUGAGGAAGCGAUGUCGGUCAUGCCUAGCCGGCUGAUAUGCACAGGAUCAAAAUGUUCUGUUGUAGCAACUGCAGAUAUCUUUGAAAACUCAUACUUAGCAGUUCCAACCAAACUCCCAUAACUGAAUCACCAGAAGUUCUUGAACUGAGUUGUGCGUGCUGGAGUAGAGGAGGUGGAAGUUCCCGAUGGUCUGAAAUGAAGGGAACCUUAAUAUUAAAUUCAAUGGCAAAGAAGCAGUUGAUCCAAUCACCCAAUCUUUCAACAAAAAGAAGGGUUGUUUUGGGAUGGAAAUGUUGAAUUGUUCCAUUUGUUCUCUCCCUCCCUUCUCCCUCUCUCUUCCUUCCUCCCCCCCCCCCUUUGGUUGCAUUUAAGAACAAAGAAUUAAAAAAUAUAAUUGCUAGAUGUGACUGGAGUUAAGAUAUGUUUGUAGUGCUUUUACCCCCCCCCCCCGUACAGCUUCAGUCUCAACAUCAUCUUUUCGUCUCUGUCUCAUAGUCUAUUUUUUCCCUCAUAAAAAGAAGAAAAAGGAAAAAAAAGGUAUUCUAUGUAGGAUUUUUCUUUUAAUUUAUUUUUGUGUUAUCAGUUUAAAUCACUGUAGAGCGCCCCAUAUUAAAUUUAAAUACUGAGAUAAGGGUUUUUUGAGUUAUGACAGGGGGACAGUUUUUUUAAAAAAAUUCAAACAUUUAUCUACCUCACUCUUAUUUUUGUGUGUGUGUGUGUGUGUAUAUAUAUAAAAUAUACAUCUCACAUUUUCUCAGCAGCCGACAAUAUACUGUUGAUACUGGUAACCUCAUUCAUUGUACAAACCACAUCCUCCAGGUUUUGAGAAGAGGGGUCACAAUGGAAUCAAAAAGAUCACUCAGAAAAUGUUGGGAGUUGCUGCUUUUAAAACAGUCAACAACCUGCAUUUUCCUGGCACAUUGAGGGUUGCUGGCGGUUGAUUCAGUGGGUCAUUUGAACUAAAAAUCAAUAGCUGCUCUUUUAAAAAGUUCUCAUAAAUAGAGUGUCACAGUGACUAUCCUGGGAGACUGUGCUGGCGAACACUAGAAGAAUAGUACAACACAAACUUUUUACAAAGCUCGAUCAUCUAGCCUAUGAAUUAGUGUCUCUCUUUUGAGUUUAAAAUGAGGAAUUUGUUAAUUCAGGCACCCAACUUGACACACAUUUUGGAUAGUCACACUUCUAAAUAGGGAGAAGAGGACGAAACUGAAGCCCUCUUCAAGUGCCGCUGGCAUUGCGAAAGAAAGGGCUUUCCCAUAUUCUUGUUUUCCUUGUUUUUGUGUUCCAGUUAAUUCAGUUUUUUCUUUUCUAUUCCGCACAUAGUUUGCUUCCCCUAGUGGUCAAUUUGAUAUUUCAUUGGUUUAUGUUUGGCAAGCAUGUUUAAAUUGCAGGUUUUUAUACAGGACAUAAACAAAUGUAAUAUCAAAUCAAUAACUGGAGGCUGGAAGACACAUGGGGAGCAGGGAAAAAAUUCCCUGAAGGAAUAGGAACACAAGCAAGUAAGGAAAAUGAGAAUGUAGAAAAAACCCACGUAUGAACAAAUUAGUACCUAAGAAUCGUUUUGUCUUUGGGCCAAUCCAAAGAAGUGAUGCCACAUUAAGUUUUAAAUCUUUUUCAAUAGCUUCUUUGGUAGGGCACAAUAUCUUGUUUUGACGUAGCUUUUUUAGAAAAACAUCCAUUAAUUGAAUUUUGGAAUUGGUGUUGAAUAUAGUUCUGUAUGCUUUGAACUAAGACCUUCUGACAUUGGUUCUGAUCAACCAGCUGGCAAAUUCUCGCAAAAGCUUUUCACUCGUGGGUGAAUUAGAGUGUGAAAGAAAUGUACCCACCAUCCUCCCCAAGUUUUGCAAGAAUUACAUGGUGGUCCAGUUCCUACAAGGGUUGGAGAAACCAAGCAUCGUUGGGAUCUUCCAUGCUUUAAUUUCAUGGAUCCGAAACUUUGAUGCCUAGUGAUCCUUUUGUUAUUCCUGUCGUAGCCUCUCGUCUCUUGCACAUAUUAAUCUCCACAAUUCGUGGGGAUCCUCAGAUCUUUCAGCUGGCUAAGAGGGUUUUGUUAAAACUGUCCAAGUUAUUUUUUUUAAUUGUAUGUAGGUGGUUUUUAAAACAUUAGGAGAGAACACUAAUAUUGUAGUGCCCAUCUUAAUAUACGUUUCAGAAGCAUUCAAGCGUCAGGCAGUCAUGUGACUAAACGAGUGGGCGCACGUGAUUACGGCAGCCCAUCUGGACCAAACCACCUCAACUCUACCAUUGUGCUCUGCUCUUGCAACAUCUGAACUAAUUCCAUUUUAGCUUACACGGCUCUUUCUGUACUGGUAUUGUGUGUUUGGGGUUGUGUGUGUAUCCCAGAUCACGUUAUCUACCUGGUAUUUUCUCAUACAGUCCUUCUAUUGAUAGUAAAUAUUCUUUUAUGCAUGUCAAAACAUUAGAGAAUUUAAUGUAGGCUUGGUAACGGGCACAAGACUUGCCUUUUUCUGCAAGGUGUUGUGUGGCAUGGGGUAGAGAAGAUUUCCCCCCUUAGAUCUUGACACGAGUUUGAAUUAAAAUUGUAGAAAUUCAGUUUGUACGCCUCAUGGUAAGCUCAGAAGAUCUAGCAAGAUGCGACUGUCCAAUGGAGAAAUGCAUUGACUUGGACGAAGACAGAUAAUUAUUUCGACAAGCACGUCAUCUUAAGUUAAGAAUGUAAGAGUUCUCAUGGAUCCGUACAAGGGCUCAUAUAAUCCAGCAUUGCAUUUUUUCACCAUGGCAGCCAUUUUUUUCAAGACGCCCACAAAUGGCAUGAAAGCAGCCACCUUCCCUCCGUUUGUUCCCUUGCAAUUUAGAGGCAGGCUGUUCCUGAGCAGGCAGCCUCCAUUUAGCAAACAUGGCGAUAGAAAUGCAUUCUGGGUGUUUAGGUCCCCUUUUAAAGCUAAGUCAGCGGACAUUGCUGCAUUUUGUGGCAUUGAGGUUUUUUUCUUCAUAAACCAUUGGCUUCGUGGCCUGACACCUCUACUCAUCAAUUUAAUUGGAUGAAUCCUAGUUCUAGGAUAAAAGACUAAGAGCUUUCUCUGCACCAUUUUUUAAAAUAAACCUGUACCAAAUGCACUCUUUGUGGUCUGUUGGCCUUCUUGUUGCUUCUUCACUAAGUUUGAAGAUAGAAAUCUUUUUUUUUUAAGCAUUCACAGUCCCCUUUGGUUUUCACCAUUCUGAAGAACUUGGCACCAUCCAAAAGCUUGGUUACCUCACCGCCUGCCCCUGAAUCCAAAUUAUUAAUGAAUAAGUUAAUAAUCCAAUUUACCUAUUUACUUGUCAAGACUUGUCAUUUCCCAGACGACUCCUCCCCAAAACACUUUUCAAAAUUUGAAGUCAGGUCGAUUUCGUUCAGAUUUUCCAGUCAGGGUGGUUUUGAUUGACGAGUCAUAUUUUUGUUGCGAUCAUGCGGUUGUGUUUUUCAAAAUAUAUCACUAAGCCCUAGAAGAACUACAUCUCAUGUCAACUUUAUCAGACUUGAUUGUUGAGAAAUCCUCACAAAUAAGUGGUUCAGGCACAAUGUUUGUCCUUGUGAGUUUUUUUUCCCAAUGGUGUGCAGAAGGUGGUUUGGUUUCAGGGGAGGAAGGUUGGACUAAGGAAAGUUUCGUGUUUAGCUCGGCUUGUUUUGACCAUAGCUAGACUCAAAAGCAGAAUAGAAGAGAGGCUGGCUUCCAGUUAAGCUUUGGCCUUUCCUCGGUGGUUCUGAGCACAACGGUUCUCAGCAAGGUUGAAGUUGGCAAGUGUCGAUGCCCUUCCUGGUGCAUUUGGCCUUCCGUGGUGCAUGAUCUCAGUUUGCCCGGGACUGGGCACCAGACGGAACUCUGUUCAGAUCCUCUGGGGAUGGCCGAGGGUUGUUUAGCACAAUCCAUGUCUGAGUGAAUGACUCUCCUCGUUGUUGGGAUAGUUUUCUAUGUAGUUAUAUUAAAACUUUCCAUUCCAAAAGUCAGUAACACUUUCUUGUUGCUCUUUGAGUUUGUUUGUUAGCAACGUACUUAAUCACUGGGGCUACGUAACAAAUCAUAGGAGCCACAGGUGACCCGCUCCUUUUCGCCCAGUGAUAAACUCGCCUCAACUUUUUUAAAAAUGUAUAUUUUUUAAAAAUAGUGGGGCAAACUAAAUUGACAAAGAAGCCCAUUAAUAUUAGUUGAACUUUUUUUUUUUUAAUUUUCUGGUGUUGCUGAAGAUACAGAACCCCUGGGUGAUAAUCAAGAAAGUUUUGGGAUGACAUUUCAGUUUUGAAGGCCCAGUUGGUUCUGAGUUUGAGGCCUGGAACGUUUCUUUUCAUCAACUAUGAGAACCAUGAUGACGUCUUUCUAAAACCGCAGGGGAAACCAGUGCAUGGUGGGGUUGUGAAAACAGUUGCGGGGCAGAAAUAUUGAUCUCAGAAAUACUGAGUAGCUGUGCAGAGGGAAUACACGCAGAUUCAAAGAUCUUAUUGUUUGGAACUUGCAGAAAUGAGAAUCAAGUACAACCGUUGCUCUUUGUGAUACGUUUUAUCCUGACUCAGAGGCGAAUGUUGAUGUGGAGCACCUGAAUAUGUGGAAUUCUCUAUUCUCUUUAAGAGAGGGCAGUUCCAUUCUUUGAUAAAAACAGAGAUGCUCUUGCUGAGAUGGAGGAGUUUGUUGUAUGUGUGCCAGUUCCUGAUGGCUUUCAUUACACGUAUAGCAUGUGGAAUGUGUGUGUACCUGUGUGUGGUUGUCAUCUUUUUAUUUUGUAUCCUUUGUUGACUAUAAUCCAUUAGCAUUUUCAACGGGGCUUUUGAGUCCAGUAGAUUACGGGUAGUCAGUUGACAAAAAGAUCUGGUUUACAAAACAAACAAACCCUAAUUACAUAUUUCAUUGCAUUUUGUAAGUGCAUAGAAUAAUUUUUAUAAAAAUGUUUGUAGUUUAUAAAUGCCUACAGGUAAUUUAAAGGGCACUUUUCUCUGUGUGUGUGUGUGCGUGUGUGCGUGUGUGUGUGUGUGUAUCUGAGCAGGUAUGCAAGGGCUUUUGGGUUGUGUUUUUUUUUAAAAGGAUACCGGUUUUACUAGUUAGCUUUACAGUACACCAAAAAAAGUGGAUUCUGUACAAACUCGCGGUCACGGCUAAUUCCUUGCCCAAUCUUAGUAUCCCAGUACAGAGUAAACCCAGAAUGUUCUGUAUCUUCAGUAACCUGGUCUUCCAGAACCCUCUGGAUGGGUGGGAUAAUUUCUAAUUGGUCAUUUCACUUUUACUGUAUGAGUGCAUUUAAAUUUAAUAGGUCGGCGAGAACCUCAUUGGUUAAGGAAACAGAAUAAGUAUUGCUGCUAAGCAGUUCUUAGCUACAGUCCUAAACACAAUUCUUUGGAAGUGAAUCCCACUGAAAUUCAAGUAAUUUGCUUCUGAGUAAGUGUGCUUGGGGUUGGAACAAUGCUUGCAUUAUUUAAGUAUACGCUUUAUCGUUGUUGCUUAGGUCGAUUGAAGGAUUUGACUGCAUUGUAUGUAGAUGGCAUGGUGAAAGACAACUUUUGAUAGUUUUCACUGAAUGAAAGAAAACUGUUUACAGGUUCCUCAUCACUUUUUUUAAAUAAACAGAAGUGGUUUUGUAUGCAGCCUAUACAAUUUAUGUAGAUUAUUUAGCAACAUUGAAGCUUUGUUUAAAUGACCAUCACAGAUCCCCUAUUUAUUAUAAUUAUUUAAACAAGAAUACCGAAUAUCCUAUUUCCUUUCUCCAAAAAUAACAUGUUCCUUCCCCUUCUUCUUACCUGAAGGAUUCUGGAUAGUUUUUGUUGCCUUUUUCAGAAACUUUUUUUUUCUGUUUUCUAAACCAGUGAGGUUUGAGAAGAAAGGACUGGCCAGAGAUCUUCUACCUCUGGGACAAAAAAAAGAGAAAAGAAAAGAAAAAAAAGAAAAAAUGUAAAAACAAACAAAAAAAUCAAACUAGAAAGUGCUAUGGAACUGAAUGCAUUUGCAAACACAACAUUUUCCAAGUUACCUUGUUUAAAAUAUAAAGUUUUUUUAAGAAAAAUUAAAAAAUAAAAUGGUAAUAACAUGGCCAAUUUAUUACAUAAAGACUUGCUGUGUAUAAAUUAUUCCUAAAGAAAUUCCUGUGUUUAUAUUAAAAUGAAUCAGUAGAUGAAAAAAAAAAUUCAAAAUGUUUUUGUAUAUUCUGUUGUAAGAAUUUAUUCCUGUUGCGAUAUACUCUGGAUUCUUUACAUUAUGAAAAAAGAACCUUUGUCUAUUUUGAAUGGCUGAAGCUAAAAAGCUCCCUUAGUUUCUCUUACUCGGCUUUUUUCUAGUAGUUACAGUACUACAUUAUUAAGUUAAGUAAAAAGGAUUCUGUAUGCA